Molecule: messenger RNA, 768 nt
Organism: Solanum pennellii
Lineage: Eukaryota; Viridiplantae; Streptophyta; Magnoliopsida; Solanales; Solanaceae
Exons: 4
Coding region: 1-768 (255 amino acids)
Source: RefSeq, a predicted model, not a curated record
AUGAAUACUACUAGUUUUACAGCAUCAAACACUAGUGAGGAUCCGGAAAACUUUGUGGAGAAAUUGAAGAAAGUGUUUGAGGUAAUGCAUGUGGUUAAUGUUGAGAGGGUUCAAUUAGUUGCAUACCAACUGAAGAGUGUGGCUAGGACAUGGUUUGACCAAUGGAAGGGAGGCAGAGCUGAGGAUGCACCACAUCCAAGUUGGGCUUGCUUCGAAAAAGCCUUCUUGGGGAGCAAGAAAGGCAGGGUUGCAAUGUUGAUUGGUGACAUACACAUAUCAAAGCUAAUGGUCUCUGUGGAGAAAGUUGAGGAGGAAAAGUUGAUGGAUAGAGACGAGUACAUGAACAAGAUAGCCAAUCCUAGGAAUGAGUCUAGGCAACAAAAAGGUGUAGUAGGAAUCACUCUGGCUUCUGUCGCAAACGAUCAAACCGAGAAUUGCAUGAGAGAAUGUCCAAAGAGUAAGCAAUGUGGUCGUAAUGGGGGCAAUAGAGAUCAAUCAUCAUCAGCUGCUCCACCAGACAGAGUUGCACCUAGGGGAGCUACUUCCGGUACUAGCGGAGGAACAAACCGCUUGUAUGCUCUCAAUAAUUGCCAAGAGAAUUUACCAAAUAUUGUCACUGAACCAGGGGUGAGUUUAUCGUUCGUAACUCCCUAUGUUGCUAUGAACUUAAAGAAUAUUCCUGAGCAACUUAGGGAAUCAUUCAAUGUUUCCACACCUACUGGUGAAUUCAUUCUUUUCGAAAGCGUUUAUCAUGAUUGUCCUAUUUAA